This is a messenger RNA of Apus apus (common swift), 4080 nucleotides long. It is a transcript of the gene CEP89, whose product is annotated as centrosomal protein 89. The record is from RefSeq and is a predicted model, not a curated record. Bases 70 to 2289 code for a protein of 739 amino acids. NCBI's taxonomy places the organism in Eukaryota, Metazoa, Chordata, Aves, Apodiformes, Apodidae. The transcript has 19 exons. Gene Ontology annotation, cellular component: centriole; ciliary transition fiber. Gene Ontology annotation, biological process: chemical synaptic transmission; cilium assembly; mitochondrion organization.
GGGGCGAGCGUCCCAAGCGGGGAGAAAGUAGGAGGAGGCGGCGGCCCGGCCCGGUCCCCGCCGGCCCCGAUGGCGCUUUUUUUCAGGAGAGGCCGGAAAGGCUCCUUCAAACAUAUAGCUCAUGGCCUGGUCCCUGCUGCUACCAUAGCUCCUAAACCUGCAGUUCCCCGCACCCCUCCCCCUCGUAGUCCAAACCCUUCUCCAGAAAGGCCCAGGUCUGCCCUAGCAGCAGCCAUCCUUGCAACAGCACUAACUGGGCGCACUGUUGCUAUUCCUCAGCCUCGGCAGCGAUCGCUUUCUGAAAGUGAUGCCACCUGUGUGGAACAAGAAUGCCUUGAACCAUAUGCAACAGUCACAGAGCUCAGAAUGGGGCCCAACUGCAAACUUGAUGGUAGUCACAGAUCUGUGCAAUCCCUGGAAACAACAGGCAAUUAUUGUGAUGAUGAGGACAUGGAGACUUACUUGUCAGAUGCUGAUAAAGAGGCAGAGUCCAGCUGUCACAGUAAUGAGAGAUGGGGAGAAGGCUUUAGCACCAAUGCUAUUUAUGCUGUUCCCUGCAAAAAGAUAAAGGAAGAGCGUCCACCACCUCCUAGUACUAAUGCUGACAAGGAAGAGGUGUCUUCUCAUGAAACUGAGUUUCAGGUGCUGGUGGAUGAGUCAAACAUGCAAAUAGGAGCAGAAAACCAGCACCCUGGCUUGAAUUUAAAGGAAGAAAAACCAUUAGCUGAAAACCUGAUCCGUGAAAAGCCUCCACCAUCUCCAGAUGUGUCUAUUCGGGCCAGGCAAGCACAGGAAAACGUGACUAAAGAAAAGCUCAGAGAACUUAAACAAGAAAACUGGUCUCUGAGCAAGGCAUACCAGGCUAUGGCCCAACAGUGUGAAGGGACAAAACAGCAAAUGGAACAACAGCAAAUCAAGCUGAAGAGACUAGAAAAAGAAAACAGAAGACUUAAAGAAGCUGCAGAGAAGUCAAGUAGAGAAGAGGAGGCUACAGAAUUACUUUCUCUCAGACAACAAGCACAAGAACUGGUAGAUGAAAAUGAUGCUUUGAAAAUGACAGUCCAUCGUUUAAAUGUAGAAUUAAGUCGCUAUCAAACUAAAUUCAGGCCAUUGUUCCAAGAAGAGCAUCUGAAACUGAAAAGUUUACCCAUGAAAGGACCACCACCACCAUGGCUGUUGGAUAUGAAGUAUUUGUCACCUCUUCUGUUGGCAUACGAAGACAGAAUAAGAGAAAAGGAAGAUUUAAACCUUGAGCAUGCGGAGGAUAUGAAGAAUUUUAAAGUACGAGUUGAAGAGUUAGUGAAGGAGAAUGAAGACCUGCAUGAGCAAUUAAAGAAAAAUAACUUCAUUACUGCUACAGAAUGGCAACAGCUGCAAACUCAGGCCAAGCUGGUCUUGGAAGAAAAUGGAUUGUUGAUGGAGCAGCUUGAAAUUCAACAAGCUAAAGCAAAAGACAGUCACAGGCAACAUGUUCAAGAAGCUUCAAAAUUGACUAAACAGAUAAUAAUCUUAGAAGAUAAGAAACGGAGUCAGGAAGAAGAGAUAGCAGAGUACCAGAGGCAGCUGGAAGCUUUGCGUUCUACUUGUGAAGAGCUGAAAGCCAAAGUGGAUAGCAGAAUAGCAGCAGAGGAGCACUUUGCUUUGGUGAAUGAUUUAAAAAGCCAUUUACAACAGGAGCAGGAGAAGCAGCGCUGUGAGGUGGAAGAGCUAACGGGGAAGAUCACAGCACUGCAAGCUCAAAACAAGAAACUGUGUUUAGAGAAAAAUAACUUCAUGGCUGACAAAAAGAUCCUGGAAACGGAGAUGGAAAAGACACAGAAGACAAACAGGAAAUUAAAGAAGAAAAUAGGUCUUUUGGAACUGCAGUUGGAGGAAGCAACAGAAAAAGAAAUGAUAACCCAUCACUAUCUAACAAACCUUAUUGGCUUGGUGGACAAGAUAGCUCAGGAACGUGAUCAUCUGACUAUUUUUAACAAAUGUUUAGAAAAUGAGAAUCAUGGUGUUCUCAACAAAAUAGUAGAAGACAGUCUACGCUUAGGAAGACUGGAAGAAAAGGUUAAGGUGUAUAGACAAAAAGCAGCUGGGAAGCUUGGAGAUAUCAGUCUCAAAAUGAUUGAGCAGGAGAAAGAAUUUGCCGGGAAGACUGCUCAGUACCAGCAAGAAAUGAAGCACCUCCAGUAUCUGCUGCAAGACAGACAGGAAGCCCUUGAUGAAGUGCUGCAGCAGAAAAGCUCCAAAACAUACCUUUUGAAGGAGGAAUUUAUUCUGGAUGACUACACUUAUUCUUAAGAAGAAUGUCACUCUGAACCUAGUCUUCAGUGACUGGGGGGUGGUGUCUAUAAAUCAAGAUCCAGGUUAAUUACUGAACAGCAUCUUCUGCUGAAAGCUCAACACUUUCUCCUGCACACCCCUCAACAGUUUUCAGCGUAGUAGGAAAUUAAAGGAAUGUAAUAAGUAUUCAUGUGAUGGGUUUCCUUUUGAAUCUACUUUUCUGCUGAUAAGUGACAUAGAUUGGCUACAUGCAUAGUAAAAAGAAGAUAAUUUAACUGAUUUACAGAAAAUUGUGUCUGUCAGUGUUGAAAUACCCUUUUAAUAUAGAGUCCUUUAAAGGUACUUUUGCCCUCUGGUAGUGGAAAGCUUCAUAGCACAUCAAUGUUAUCAGCAUACAGGAAAAACCGUUUACAACUGAAGAGAGGUAAUAAAACAAGUAAUUUUGCAAGUCACAGAAUCACAGAAUUGUUAAGAGUUGGAAGGAGCCUCUAGAGAUCAUCUAGUCCAACUCUCCCACUGAAGUAGAAAAGUCAUCUCUGCCAUUGGGAAAGAGAUUUAAAGAGAAUAGAAAAAGAGGACUUGGUAUCAUCUAGGCUGUAUCAGCACAGUUCCUCUCAAUUACUUGAUACAGUGCUGUUGAACAGCUGUGACUAUAUCUGGGAAUUGUACAGUGAACAUCCCACUACAUCUGAAAUUGAUGUAUGAGAAAACUAUUUUGACUAUUCCACAUUUCUCUGGAAAUACUUAUUCAGGAUUUUUAACUAAUUAAGUGCUUUUCAUACCUCUGGGCUCAUGUUACAAUUUUUGUUGUAGAGAAGAACUAGUUAAAUAAAGAGGUUUAUUUCAAUGUAGGAUAGAGCACAGUUCAAAUUCCAUAAUGUGGAUCAUUCAGAAUUUACCUUUUUAGCCCCAAACCAGGGAAAUGAGAUGACAUCACACAGCUGUGUCCAGUGAUUACACAUUGCAUACAGAAGUUAUACUAAAUAACAUUUUCCUCUUCAGUCUGAAUUGAUUAAUUUUUCCUUCAGUAAGCACACAAAAUUAAUACUUUCAACUGAUUCUAAAGAAGCAAGAUCUGCACAUGGAGCUACAAAAUAAUCCAGUUAAUGGUAUGAGGAUGAAGAAAAAUGGUUGUAUAGGGCUUAUUAUUUUCUCUCUCCUUUUCCUCCACACAGUCAAAUGUGUAAGAAAGGAAAGACUAUUUGUAGUUUAGAUACUGUUAGUAGUAAUCUGCCACCUGACAACUGAAGUCACUGGUGCCAGGACAGUAGCAAAUAUUUACAUUUAUUUCCACUAACUGUUUAUGGAGUAAAUUUAUAAUCAAGAAAACUGUCUAGCUGAAAAUCUUUCCAUUCAAAAUAUUUGUAUAAACAUUACAGGUAACACAUAGAAUAUAUACAUCGUGUAUUAGGUUAUCUAAUUUCAGUGUUUAGGUAACGAAAAUCGAAGUAACAUGCCACAUUUAAGCAGGAAAGCCAGUUUAAUUUAAAAUUUAGCUGAAGGUAUGCUGACUGUUUGGAUAGCUGAUUUUGUAUUUCUCUUUAGGAAGACUAAAGCAAAUUAAGUUAUUUUUAAGGCACUGACCACAGUCAGUCUAACCAAAAGCACUCUUUAAGUGCUUCACCUACUCUAAGUGGGUGAAGACAGAAAAGAAAACUUUUAAAUAUAUUUGGGUUUGCUCUUGCAUUUAGUUUUGUAAUAGUGGAGUUAGGAAGUCACACCAGUCUGACUUAGCUAUUGCCAUGAAAUUCUUUAUAAUAAAAUUUUACUGUAUCUAUUGUUGGUGAUGAGUUUUCUUGUCAAACAAGG